AUGUCUACAACAGAAACUGUUCAAACUAUAUUGGACUGUUUAAAAAAGACAGUUUUAGAAGAAGGUAAUUCAGUAAAUUAUAGAUGGAUUUCUGAUCAAUUUAAAAUUCAUCCAGAUGUCUCAAAAGAGAUAUUAUCAUAUUUUUAUAAUAAAAAUAAAGAUGUAAUCUCACCAAUAUUUGUAUUAUCGGGUGUAUUAAAGGAACAUCCAAAUGUAAUAACAUUUAUACUAGCAUCAAAUGAUAGUUUGGAAAGUUCAAAACAAAAAUUUAAAUCAUUAUUUAGUGAAAAUAUUUAUAGUAUUUCAAAUGGUAAAUCGUUACCAAAAGAUCCAUUAAAUGUUAUCCAAUUAAGUUAUAUAGCAUUUAAAGAUAGAUAUAGGAAUAUUGUUGCAUUAGGUUCUGAUUAUUUUAAUAAACAAAUACCAAUAAAAUCAAAAACAUUUAAAAAGAAAGAAUUAAAGAGAGCAUUACCAAUUGCAGUUGAACCAACACCAUAUAGACAUCAAGCACUACCAAAACCAGCAAUUUUACCAAUAACAUCAGCUCCAAUUGGUGCAAAGAAACCAGCAGCAACAACACAAGGAUCAUUAAAUAGUUUCUUUUCAAAAACAGCAGAUGAUGGAAAAUCUGGAAAUGAAGCAAAAGUUUCACUUUUUUCAAUGUUUACAAAAGAUGAACCAAAAUCAUCAACACCAUCAGUUAAAAAAGAGGAUACAACUAAAAAAUCAAAGAAUAUUUCAACUAGUAGUAGUAGUAGUAAAAAAGCAGCUGCUAAAAAGAAAGACUCUGGUAGUAUCAAUUCAAUUAUUAAAAAGAAAAAGAGAUCAUCUUCAGAUAGUGAAGAUGAAAGUGAAAAUAGUGAAGAUGAUAUAAAAUUACCAAGUUAUAAAAGAAAUAAAAAAAUCAUUCACAAUGAUAGUGAUGAUAGUGAUAAAGAAGAAGAAGAAGAAGAAGAAGAAGAAAAAGGACCAUCAUUCAUCUCUAAAAAAAGACAACUAUCAUCAUCAUCCGAUAGUGAAGAUAAUCAUAGUGAUAAUGAAUCAGAACAAAAUAUUAAAAAACAAAAACUUGAAAAAGAACAACAAUUAGAAAAAGAACGUUUAGAAAAAGAGAAAAAAGAAAAAUUAGAAAAAGAGAAAAAAGAAAAAUUAGAAAAAGAACGUUUAGAAAAGGAGAAAUUAGAAAAAGAGAAAAAGGAGAAAUUAGAAAAAGAAAAAUUAGAAAAGGAGAGACUAGAAAAAGAAAAAUUAGAAAAAGAGAAAAAGGAGAAAUUAGAAAAAGAGAAAAAAGAAAAAGAAGAAAAAGAACGUUUAAAAAAAGAAAAAGAAAAUUUAGAAAAGUUAAAAUCAAAAUCAAAAUCACCAUCAAAAGAAACCUCUAAAAAAGAAAAAACUAUUUUUGUAAAAGAAGAAGAAAAAGAAGUUAAAAAAGAAAAAGAAGAAAAAGAAGUUAAAAAAGAAAAAGAAGAAAAAGAGGAAGAAGAAGAAGAAGAGGUAAUUGAAAAACCAAUUAAAAAGAAAUCUUCAACUCCAAUUCCAACUCCAACCAAAUCCUCACAAAAUAAAUCAUCUUCAACUCCAACUAAAUCACCAAUUCAAAAGAAAAAAUCAAUAAUUAAACAAGAAAGUGAUGAAGAAAUGAAAGAUCAAGAACAAGAGGAUGAAGAAGAGCAAGAGGAAGAGGUAAUCAAAACAAAGAGACCUGUAAAGAAAAAUAAAACAAUUGUUGAAAGUAGUGAUGAUGAGGAAGAAAAGGAAAAAGAAAAAGAAAAAGAAAAAGAAAAACAAGUUAAAUCACCAAAAUUAUCAAAAAAUGCAACUAUCACAUCUUCAAUUGUUAAACCAGCUGCUCCAGUUGUUAAACAACGUGCUGCAACUUCACCAAAAUCAAAGGUUAAGGAAGAACCAGUUAAAAAGGAAAAGGAUGAAGAUCAAGAAGAGAAAGAAGAAGAAGAAGAACCUGUUGCGGAAAAGAAAACAAAAUCUAAAUCCUCUCCAAAGAAACCUACUGCCUCUAAAUCCAAAAAGAAAGCAGCACCUGAACCUGAUAAAAAACAAACAAAUAUCAUGUCUUUUUUCGCUAAAAAAGAGUAA
This is a messenger RNA of Dictyostelium discoideum AX4, 2094 nucleotides long. RefSeq lists its product as hypothetical. Bases 1 to 2094 code for a protein of 697 amino acids. Gene Ontology annotation, biological process: DNA replication. Gene Ontology annotation, cellular component: delta DNA polymerase complex; nucleus; nuclear lumen. Lineage: Eukaryota; Evosea; Eumycetozoa; Dictyosteliales; Dictyosteliaceae. The record is from RefSeq and is a predicted model, not a curated record. The transcript has 3 exons.